ACUACAUCCCAGAGCUUGCAGAUUUGAUUGUGAAGAGAAAUAAUAUGCCCAAUAUGACCUUUAAGAUUCAGCUAAAGGGAAUUAUGAUAGGGAAUGGGUUGAUGAGUGAUGCCACAUUGGAUAGAGGCACCAUUGACUAUAUGUGGAGCCAUGCCCUCAUCUCCGAUGAAACUCACACAGGACUGCAAGAACACUGUCUCCCCAAAAACCACGACAAAAGAGCGUGCGAUCAUUUCCAAAGUGCAGCAAAUAGAGAGCAGCAGGGAGAUAAUAUGAUUGACCCUUACAACAUCUAUGGCCCCGUCUGCUUUGAUUACUCCCAUAAUCGGUCAUCCGUACAGUUCAACAAACGGCGUUUCGGAUACGAUCCAUGUGAGCAAGACUACGUCCACAAGUACCUCAAUCUUCAUCAUGUCCAACAAGCCUUGCAUGCCAACACCACCAACCUCCCCUACCCUUGGGACCUCUGCAGUGAGGAGAUAAAAGAAUGGAAAGACAGCCCAUCAACGAUGUUCCCUAUAUAUAAAAGGUUGAUGGCUUCUGCUCUUCAUAUUCUUCUUUAUAGUGGUGAUGCCGAUUCUGUUGUUCCUGUCACAUCUACUCGUUAUGCUCUUGAUGCUAUGAACCUUACCAUUUUGAAACCUUGGCAUCCAUGGCAGCAUCCCACCCACAAAGAGGUUGCCGGAUACAAAGUGGAAUAUAAGGGUAUAACUUUUGCCACGGUUAAAGGGGGUGGGCAUCUAGUUCCGCAGACCAACCCGCUCAGUGCCUUCACCUUGCUCAACAUGUUCAUAACCAGAGAAUGGGAAAACUUGGGAACUACCCGUGAAGAAGAUGCUGAUGAUGAUGAAGAAGAUCUGGAGCUAAGCCCAGAAGCUGAUGAUGGGGCGGCGGCCGAUCUAAUCUCCGGCGGCCUCCCGGGGCAGCCUAGUGGCGGCGGCGGGAAGCCCUUCGAGCAGUACGCAGGCUAUGUGAACGUUGACGAGAGGAACGGGAGAAGUCUUUUCUAUUACUUUGUGGAGUCCGCCGCCGCCGCGGAGGAUCCUCACACUAAGCCUCUCAUCCUUUGGCUGAGCGGAGGCCCUGGUCUCUCCUCUCUCGGCGCCGGUGCCUUUCUCGAGAUUGGUCCUUUUGGUGUCAAUCCCGAUGGCAAAACUCUCUACCCCAGAAAAUUUUCUUGGAAUAAAGUUGCAAAUAUAUUGUUUGUGGAGUCGCCGGCGGGAGUUGGUUUCUCCUAUUCGAAUACAUCCUCCGACUAUGACAAAUCGGGAGAUAAGCUGACUGCUCAAGAUUCGUACACGUUUUUACAAAAUUGGUUCAAGAGAUACCCACAAUACCAGACCACGGAUUUCUACAUUGCUGGCAAGGAUUAUUCUGGAUUCUACAUCCCAGAGCUCGCUGAUGUUAUUAUCAAGAAGAAUAAGAUAGCGGCCGACAACAGUUUAAAGAUAAAUCUCAAGGGUAUUAUGAUAGGGAAUGGGAUAAUGAAUAUUCCCACGGACACUAGAGGUUUUAUUGACUACGCUUGGAGCCACGCCCUCAUCUCAGAUGAAGCUCACCAAGCUCUGCUAAAACACUGCAUCACCAAUGAUAGCUCAUGUGAACGUUCUCUAAACGAAGCCGCCACUGAGAUUGGAAACAUAGACACUUACAACAUCUAUGGCCCUUUGUGCUCUGAUUCCUCCCGUAAUCGCUCAUCAGUAAUGUUCAAUAAACGACGUUUCGGAUACGACCCCUGUGAAAAUGAGUAUGUCCACAGUUACUUCAAUCUCCCCGAGGUCCAAAAAGCCUUGCAUGCUAACACCACCAAGCUUCCCUAUCUUUGGUACAUCGGCAGUAACGAGGUUUAUACAAAGUGGACAGACAGACCAACAACGAUGUUCCUAAUAUAUAAGAGGCUAAUUGCAUCUCGUCUUCAAAUACUUCUUUAUAGUGGGGAUGUUGACGCUAUAAUCCCCGUUACUUCAACGCGGUAUUCACUUGAUGCGAUGAACCUGAAAGUUGUCACACCUUGGCACCUAUGGAAGGAUGCCUCUGAAAACGUGGCAGGAUACAAAGUGGUUUAUGAUGGGUUAACAUUCGCCACGGUUAAAGGGGCUGGGGAAGUAGUUCUGCAGUCUAAGCCUCGCAGUGCAUUUGUCUUGCUCAACAUGUUCCUUGCGGAGGCGGCCGCCAAUAAUCACCGCUAGAAUAUUGUCUUCUGAGGCACUAAUGGAGAUUACACAUAUAAUAUUAUCCACACUUAUUAGCUUCCACUUGCUUUCUCAUAUUCUCCCGCUAAAAAAACAAAUACUCCGUUACAAUACUACUAUGCGGAGUAAAUACUAGUGUGUGUGCUACAUUAUAUCCAUGAAAGCUAAUACAAAUAAACAUGUAGCAAGAUAAUAUGGAGUAAUAAAAUAAAAGAAUCCUUUGUGCCUUACUGCCUCCACCAACCCGCCACGCCGCCGCCAGUCGGCCACCUCCUCCAGUCCUCUGGUGCCUUCCCGCACGCCGCCGCAAAGGAAAUCGAAACAAUCCGGACGGAAAUUUGUAAGAUCUAAUUUGAGAUCCAAAUUGAGAUGGAGGGUUUGAAUAUUUGAGAUCCCUGACUCCCGUCUAUCUAAGGUGAUAAGGUGGGAUUGUGAAUUUUUUUUAAUCCAAAACGACGUGUUUUGAGUAUUAU
This is a messenger RNA of Cuscuta campestris, 2665 nucleotides long. The record is from the annotation of a GenBank genome assembly. Lineage: Eukaryota; Viridiplantae; Streptophyta; Magnoliopsida; Solanales; Convolvulaceae.